GCUCCAUAUAUUUGAAACUUUAAACCCAUAGAAGCCUUUUAAAACAGGCUGACUCGUUUCCUAUAGCGUCAUGCACGAAUAAGCAGAGUGGUGUAGUGGGUUUGUUUAUAUGCUGCUGUGUGUUUUAGGUAAUUUUUAAUUUAUUAGGCAUGGCUUCGUCAAUGUGGUCACAAUUUUCAUCAAAAGUUAAAGAUUUCGACGCGUAUCCGAAAACUUUGGAAGAUUUUCGCAUAAAAACGAUAUCUGGGGCAACGGUAACGUUAAUUUCAGGAACUAUUAUGCUUCUACUCUUUCUGUCGGAGUUAAAAUACUAUUUAACCACUGAAGUCAACUCCGAACUAUUCGUGGAUAUGUCUCGAGGCAAUAAACUGUCUAUAAAUAUGAAUGUGACGUUCCCUCUGGUCCCGUGCGAGUUUUUAAGUCUGGAUAUGAUUGACGUGUCAGGGCAGAGGGAUAUAGACGUACAACAUACGUUAGUAAAGCAGCCUUUGAAUUCAGAUGGAUCUUGGGUCGCAGAAGCUGCUGAAAAAGUAGAUCUUGUUGGAACAAAGCCUGUUUUAAAUGCAACGGAACCACCGCCUGCAGAUUACUGUGGGAGUUGUUUUGGAGCAGAAACAAAAGACAUGACUUGCUGUAAUACUUGCUCUGAUAUAAAGGAGGCAUACAGAAGAAAGGGAUGGGCAUUUCCUAGAGAUGGAUCAAUUACACCAUGCAUUGGGGAAGAUGAUGAUAAAGAACCAGUGGGGUCUGGGUGUUAUUUACACGGUCACUUAGAAGUGAAUAGGGUCGCUGGAAACUUCCAUAUUUCUCCUGGCAAAAGUUAUGAAGUGGGACACAUGCAUGUUCAUGAUAUGGCACGGAUGGGAAAGUAUAAAGAAUCUAAUGUUUCUCAUGUAUUUAACCACCUAUCUUUUGGUAGCACCUACCCAGGCCAAGUUCAUCCCUUAGAUAACCUAGAAGUAAUUGCAUCAGAAUCCUCUGUAGCGUUCCAAUAUUAUGUGAAAAUCGUUCCCACCACUUAUGAGAAGUUAAGUGGAGACACUUUUCACACGAAUCAGUUCUCAGUUACCCGUCACCAAAAGAGAAACAAGGACUCCCGCGAGUCGUUACCUGGCAUGUUUGUAUCAUAUGAACUUUCACCCAUGAUGGUAAGGUAUGUUGAAAGGAGAAGAUCCUUCGUCCACUUUUUAACGUCAGUUUGUGCUAUUAUUGGUGGUAUUUUUACUGUCGCAGGUCUAUUUGAUUCAUUUAUCUACCAUGGUUCUAAAGCUCUUCAGAAAAAAAUUGAGCUUGGAAAAGCUUUCUAAUUUUAGCUUUAUAGGUCGUUUUAAUUCUGAUAGCCAUUGUGACUUCAUACUUGCGGUACCUAACUAUCCACAAUAUAAUAUAAACUUCCAAAUAAACAAAAACUGUACAUCACUAACCAUCAUAUAUCAGACUUUCAAAUAAACCCAAGAAAACUGUUUAAAAGUAAUCAAUCAUUAAACCUAACUGUACUUAAUGUAGGAUGUUGUUUUAAGAUUUGUAUUUUAAAAGAUCACUCACUGUAUCAGAUAAAUGGAGAACAAAAUUAUAUAAAUGUUCUGUUUUAAUUCGGUACAGCCAAUAUUUUAGGAAGCUGACAGCUUCAGAAGAUUAAAGAUAAAAAAGUACUAGCAUAUAUAUAUACGAAUCAAAAUUGUAAUAUUAUUUACUUUCAGAACAUAUCCAAAGCCAAAGGAACCAUCUUUUAAUAAAAUAAAUUUAUUU
This is a messenger RNA of Ciona intestinalis (vase tunicate), 1749 nucleotides long. Its product is annotated as endoplasmic reticulum-Golgi intermediate compartment protein 3-like. Lineage: Eukaryota; Metazoa; Chordata; Ascidiacea; Phlebobranchia; Cionidae. Gene Ontology annotation, cellular component: endoplasmic reticulum; endoplasmic reticulum membrane; COPII-coated ER to Golgi transport vesicle. Gene Ontology annotation, biological process: retrograde vesicle-mediated transport, Golgi to endoplasmic reticulum; endoplasmic reticulum to Golgi vesicle-mediated transport. The record is from RefSeq and is a predicted model, not a curated record.